GAAGAAUCCUCAAGGGCGGGAAAAUUCGCCUCCUUAAAAAAAUCGAAAUUAUUAACCGUUUAGGGCUUUUCCCCCGGCGAUGUCGCGGCGAGGCGGUGGACCCGUGACGGUACUGAACGUGGCGGAGAAACCUUCGGUGGCGAAGUCAGUGGCUGGGAUUCUAUCCCGUGGAAGUUACCGGACUCGGGAGGGUAGGUCUCGGUACAACAAAAUCUUCGAGUUCGAUUACGCAAUCAACGGCCAACCGUGCCGUAUGAUGAUGACCUCCGUCAUCGGUCACCUGAUGGAGCUCGAGUUCGCUGAUCGCUUCCGCAAAUGGCACUCCUGCGACCCCGCGGAUCUGUACGAAGCUCCGGUCAUGAAACACGUCCCCGAGGAUAAGAAGGAUAUUAAGAAGACGUUGGAGGAGGAAGCAAGGAGGAGCGAUUGGCUUGUGCUGUGGCUUGAUUGUGAUAGGGAAGGUGAGAACAUUGCAUUUGAAGUUGUGGAUGUUUGUAGAGCUGUGAAACAGAAUCUUUACAUACGGAGGGCUCAUUUCUCUGCGUUAAUUGACAGGGAAAUUCAUGAAGCAGUUCAGAAUCUCAGAGAGCCUAAUCAGUUGUUUGCUCAGGCUGUUGAUGCUAGACAAGAAAUAGACCUACGCAUUGGUGCUUCUUUCACUAGGUUUCAGACUAUGCUUCUGAAAGAUAGGUUCUCAAUUGACUCCACGGGUGAUGAAGAGAGGAGUCGUGUUAUAAGUUAUGGUCCUUGUCAGUUUCCUACACUUGGCUUUAUUGUUGAGAGAUACUGGGAGAUUCAGGCACAUGAACCAGAGGAGUUUUGGACAAUCAACUGUUCUCACGAAUCAUCAGAAGGCCUUGCCACCUUUAAUUGGAUGCGUGGUCAUCUCUUUGAUUAUGCUGCAGCUGCUAUAUUAUAUGAGAUGUGUGUCCUGGAACCUACUGCCACCGUAAUGAAUGUCCCUCAUCCAAGGGAAAAAUUUAAAUACCCUCCUUAUCCGUUGAACACCAUUGAACUUGAAAAACGCGCUUCAAGAUACUUCCGCCUGAGUUCUGAGCAUACCAUGAAGGUGGCAGAAGAAUUAUAUCAGGCUGGUUUCAUCAGCUAUCCUCGUACAGAGACAGAUUCUUUUUCAAGCAGGACUGAUUUACGUGCCAUGGUGGAGGAACAAACAAGACAUCCUGCAUGGGGUCCAUAUGCACAAAGAUUAUUAGAGCCUGAAGGGGGACUCUGGAGAAACCCGGGGAAUGGUGGUCAUGAUGACAAGGCUCACCCACCCAUUCACCCAACAAAGUUUUCUAGCGGAGAGUCUAACUGGAGUAGGGAUCACCUUAACGUUUAUGAGCUUGUUGUCCGCCAUUACCUAGCAUGUGUUUCCCAGCCAGCAGUUGCGGCUGAAACUACAGUCGAAAUUGAUAUUGCUGGCGAGCGCUUUUCUGCAUCUGGGAGAGCAAUAUUAGCUAAAAAUUACCUUGAGGUGUACCGCUUUGAAUCUUGGGGAGGUUCAGUGAUUCCGGUGUAUGAAAAGGGGCAGCAGUUUAUCCCAACACGUUUGACUCUGGAUUCAGCUGUGACAAGGCCACCACCGCUAUUGUGUGAAGCUGACUUACUUAGUUGUAUGGACAAGGCAGGCAUUGGUACUGAUGCGACAAUGCACGACCACAUAAAGAAACUCCUUGAUCGAGGUUAUGCUACAAAGAAUGCUAAUACGCGGUUUUCUCCAACCAACCUGGGUGAGGCGCUUGUUAUGGGAUAUGAUGACAUGGGGUAUGAACUUUGGAAACCAAACCUCAGAGCCAUCAUGGAACAUGAUAUGAAUGAAGUUAGUGUCGGCAACAAGACUAAAGCUGAAGUUCUGGAAACUUGUUUGCAGCAAAUGAAAGCUUGUUUCUUAGAUGCAAGGGUCAAAAAAACAAAGCUUCUAGAGGCAAUGACAAUUUUCUUUGAAAGAUCUAAUAACACUGAUGAAGGUGACAAUCAUACAGCUGGUGAAGUUGUCCGGCGAUGCAACCUUUGCAAUGAAUCAGAUAUGGCGCUCAGGAAGAACCAGGAUGGCAAUUUUAUGGUUGGAUGCAUGAGCUAUCCUCAGUGUCGGAAUGCAGUUUGGCUUCCUGGACCUACACUGGAAGCAUCUGUCACUACUGACAUUUGUCAAUCUUGUGGUCCAGGUCCUGUCUACAAGAUACGUUUCAAGUUCCGUCAGAUCAGAAUUCCACCAGGCUUUGAUGUUAAUCACUUGGGCUGUGUUGGUGGCUGUGAUGACGUUCUUAAACAGUUGAUUGACAUAUGUGGAACUGGAUCCCGUUCUCAAGCAAGGGCAGCACCGGGUGCAACUCCAAACAAUGUCCGAGGAAGCAACAUAAGACAGAACAACAACGUCUGCGUACACUGUCAACAAGGAGGACAUACUUCUGCCAAUUGUCCCACACGAGCUUCAGGAUAUCGAAAUCCUCGUACCACUGGAACAAAUCCGAGAAACGAUGAAACUACAGUAUCAUGUACAACUUGUGGAACACCAUGUCCUAUACGUACAGCCAACACAGAAGCUAACAGGGGAAGGAAGUUCUUCUCAUGUCCAACACAAGGUUGCAAUUUCUUCACAUGGGAAGAUAGCAUCAGCAACGGUACUGGGAAUGCAACAACAGGUUCUAAUAGCGGCGGAAGCGGUAGACGCGGCCGUGGUCGUGGUCGUGGCCGUGAAAGUAGAGGCGGUGGCCAAAGCGGUGGAGGGCGUGCCGGUGGUGGAACAAGCUUUGUUUCUGCAACUGGAGAGCCAGUGAGUGGUAGAAGGUGCUUCUCAUGUGGUGAUCCUUCGCAUUUUGCCAAUGCUUGCCCUAACCGUAACUCGAACGGUAACUUCUAGUAAGCUUAGCUGAUUUACUUUCUGUAUUUGGCAUGGUUGAUUAGUGUGUCCAAUAAUUAUCCAUGAAUUAUGCAUGAUAUUUGUAGUGAUUAGUUUUACAGUUUCUUUAAUUUAAUGACCACUACAGUAGUAAUUAACGGCCACUUUUGCUCUGGAA
Molecule: messenger RNA, 3020 nt
Organism: Raphanus sativus (radish)
Lineage: Eukaryota; Viridiplantae; Streptophyta; Magnoliopsida; Brassicales; Brassicaceae
Product: DNA topoisomerase 3-alpha
Exons: 24
Coding region: 80-2863 (927 amino acids)
Biological process (GO): DNA topological change
Cellular component (GO): chromosome; nucleus
Molecular function (GO): DNA topoisomerase type I (single strand cut, ATP-independent) activity; DNA binding; zinc ion binding
Source: RefSeq, a predicted model, not a curated record